AUGACACUCCAAAUUGUUAUAGACGAUAAUUUUCAAUUAAAAGAUAGUCAGUGCUCUAAUGUGAACACUAAUGUAACUUAUACAAAAAAUAUUAAUUACACCAUUGAAGGUGGUACUUAUCAAAUUCCUAAUGUGUGUAUUAAAAAUUUUGAAGAUAUUCGUGAGAAUAUAAAUAUCACAUUGGACAAACUGAAAAAACUAUAUGAUGAUUUUUUAGGAAGUGCUAAUAUUUGCCCUAAUGGUAGCGAUUGUUUUAUUGCGUACUUGGAAUUAACAAAAAUAUGUAAAAGAUCAAAUAACGAUAAUUUUCAAAAAUUACUAAGAAAUUUUGAGUACGAAUAUGUGACAUAUUUUCCUGGAGUACAUGAAAGAAUGGAAUAUACUUCUUAUUGUUAUUUCUUACAAAUGAUAAUAAGAAAGCUAAGAAGAACUUGGAACAAAAACAAUAAUGAUCGUCUCAACAUGAAGGAUUAA
Messenger RNA from Plasmodium gonderi, 474 nucleotides. RefSeq names its product variable surface protein. The record is from RefSeq and is a predicted model, not a curated record. Bases 1 to 474 code for a protein of 157 amino acids. The transcript has 3 exons. NCBI's taxonomy places the organism in Eukaryota, Apicomplexa, Aconoidasida, Haemosporida, Plasmodiidae.